CAUGCAAAGAGUAAACAACAUGAUGGAGAUCGAGGAAGUGAACAACCAUAAGGCACUGCCACUUCUUUCAUUGAAUCACGUCUCGUUGUUGUGUCGAUUGGUUAGCGAUUCCGUUCGGUUCUACGAACAUGUAUUGGGCUUUGUUCCGAUCAAACGUCCUUCUUUCAAGUUCAACGGAGCUUGGUUGUCUAAUUAUGGCAUCGGGAUACACUUGAUCGAGAAUCCAUCGAUCGACGAUCUCGACACUAUCGUUGAACCCCGGCUGAUUAACCCCAAGGAUAAUCACAUAUCCUUCCAGUUUACAGAUGUGGGGCUUGUAAAGAGGAGGCUGGAAGACAUGGGGAUGAAGUAUGUGACGGCAGUGGUGGAAGAUGAAGUGAACAGGGUUGAUCAAGUGUUCUUCCAUGAUCCAGAUGGGUACAUGAUUGAGCUCUGCAACUACGAGAACAUCCCGAUUCUUCCUCUCGCUUCUUGCUCGUUGCUAAGCAGUUUCAACAAGGCUGCCCCGGCUAGUUGCGGAUUCAUGGAAAACGUAAUGAUGGAGAGCUUGAGCAUGGAGAUGCUCAACAUUUCCUUUUGAGUUCAUGUGUGCUGCAAAUGAAGAAAAAAGUGUAUCGAUAUGUUUUUGAGAUUAAGUUGUACUCUUUGUCUAAUACCUUGUAAGCCUAGACGAGGCUUCUCAGAGAU
This is a messenger RNA of Hibiscus syriacus, 687 nucleotides long. RefSeq lists its product as uncharacterized. NCBI's taxonomy places the organism in Eukaryota, Viridiplantae, Streptophyta, Magnoliopsida, Malvales, Malvaceae. Bases 2 to 580 code for a protein of 192 amino acids. The transcript has 3 exons. The record is from RefSeq and is a predicted model, not a curated record.